CAAAAUUUUGGGGUAUUUUAGCAUUUGGUUGGGGACUUAUUUGAGAAAAAAUAUUGUUUUGGGGCUUAAUUGUAAAAUCUUUAAAAGUUGAGGGACUUAAAAGAAAGGAAUUAGGAUAAGGAUUGACUGCUUUUCCUUUUUCUUUUUCUUUUUCUUUCUUUCUUUCCCUCCCCAUCAGACCCGCGUGCCCUGCUCUUCCUCUCCCCCGACCCUCUACAGCCGACGAACCCCCCAGCCACUGCCACCCAUUUUUCGGCCGGAAAUCCGGCAAAGCUUAGGGAUUUCUCCCUAUUUUCUUGUCUUAGAACACCUGUUGAACCCAGAAAAAUCCCAGAUCUGCGUCUUCCUCCCUCUGCUGUCCGUCGGCUUCAACUUGUGGGUUUGAAAUUUCUGGGCAUUUUUCGCCGCAAGUUCCCCUGCAUAAUUUCUUCUUCUCUGCCGUCGGCUUCUCCCCCCUGCUAGGCUCGGUUUUGCUUGCUAAAUUUUGGUUCCUGAUCGUUCUAUCAGUUAGCAUUGAGAUUGAGUGCUCGGUUUUGUGCGAGUGAGGUAAGUAAAUUAUGGUAAAGCCCUUCGAUUUUAAAGCUUGUUUUAAUUGUUUUUGAGAUGGUGGCAAGGUUCAAAUUGAUUUUAAAUUGAUUUUAUUAACAUCUGAGUGUGAUUAAAUUGAAACGAAAAUUUGGAUGAUUUUCUUGAGAAUUUCCUGGUCUUUCUAGAAAUGAGCAUGACUGAUUGAAAUAAGAUUAUUAAUCUUUUUGUAUUGAUUUGAGCAUGCCUACUUGGACUUUAAGUGAUUGUCCUGAUGAUUUGCAAGCGAUUGGUGAAUUAAGAUUUUUCUGUUAAUUUUUGCCUGUUUUGUCUCCGAUGUGGAUAUGUUAUUGAUGACCCUGCUUUGAUGAUUUGAGAAUUUUUGUAAAUUAUGAUUUUUCGGUUAAACCCAUGCCCACAUGGAAUUUUCUGGUUAUUUCUGAAAUUUGGGAUUUCGAUUGUGAAUUACGGAUUUUGAUUGUGAAUUUCGGUUUUCGAUUUGGGUGUGUAGCAUCCCUGAUCCCUGCUAGUGGGUGUAACGCUAGCACUUCCGAUCCCCGCUAGUGGGUGUGUAGCACUUCUGAUCCCCGCUAGUGGGUGUAACGCUAGCACUUCCGAUCCCCGCUAGUGGGUGUGUAGCAUCCCUGAUCCCCGCUAGUGGGUGUAACGCUAGCACAUGUCGACAUGUUUACUGAUAUGACCGGUUCAUUCUGAUGCUGGCCUCUGGGCGAAUACAUUGGCAAAUUUCUGUCACCUGCCAAUGGGUUGUUGUAACACUGGUCAUGACUUAUAGAUGAGACUACUGAUGAGAUUUAUUUUGCAUGAACGGUUUGUCAUGAAACACUGUUAUUGAACUGAACGGGACUUUGCAUUAACGAUUUGUCAGGAAACGUUUUGUUAUUGAACUGAAUCUGAUUUUGCAUUGACGCUUUUGUCAUUGAACGUUUUGCUAUUGAACCGAAUUUGAUUUCCGCAUUAACGGUUUAUCAGUGAAAGUUUUGUUAUACUUACAUGGUUUAUCUGGCAUGCUAAAAGUUCUACCCAAGGGCUAUCCAUAAUUAUUUACUGAGUUUAUCUCAUAGUUUUCCUUGUCCAUCAUUUCAGGAAGUGAAACUGAGGACGGGGAAACCACGGGAAGUGACGAGUAAGAAGGCUAGCCAUUUCGAGAUUGACAUAGAUUUUAGAAAUAAAUCCUGCUCUUGCAAGCUAGAGUGUAUUUGGAGAUUUUAUGAUAUCAGAGAAAAUUUUAAAGAUUUGAUCUUGAGAUUUUGAGGUUGUCAUGUUUGGACAUAGAAUUAUUUUGAGAUAAUCGGAUUUGAGUUAUUGAAUUGUCAGAUGUGAAUUGGAUAAGUUUCGAGCCUUGUGCAUUUGUGG
This is a messenger RNA of Rubroshorea leprosula, 1899 nucleotides long. Lineage: Eukaryota; Viridiplantae; Streptophyta; Magnoliopsida; Malvales; Dipterocarpaceae. The record is from the annotation of a GenBank genome assembly.